Molecule: messenger RNA, 1121 nt
Organism: Sipha flava (yellow sugarcane aphid)
Lineage: Eukaryota; Metazoa; Arthropoda; Insecta; Hemiptera; Aphididae
Gene: Yod1
Product: ubiquitin thioesterase OTU1
Exons: 3
Coding region: 94-1026 (310 amino acids)
Biological process (GO): protein deubiquitination; endoplasmic reticulum unfolded protein response
Cellular component (GO): nucleus; cytosol
Molecular function (GO): cysteine-type deubiquitinase activity
Source: RefSeq, a predicted model, not a curated record
UUUAACCAUUAAUCGACAGUUUUAGGUUUUCUUGUUGUAUAAAUAUUUUUCUUCUAUUAUUAAACAAUGUCCUGUAACAAACGUAGUUGACCAAUGUCGGACAUAGUUAUUCGGCUAAAAUGCCGUGCGGGGACGUUUCCGUUGACAGUUCCUUUGAAUUGUGCAAUAUCGGAUUUGAUAGAGCAAGUGUCGGCACUAAGUGCCAUACCAGUGUCCAGCAUUAAAAUAUUGUUGGGUUUUCCACCGAAACCAAUUCAAAAGUGUGAUGGUACAGUCGAAGAUGCAGGAUUGAAGUCUGGUGAUACGAUUAUAGCUGAGGUUAACUCGAGUGGUACUGAUAUUCAACAAGGCAAAGUGGAGAACGAGAAUAAAGUUCUAAAGCAUAUCACAGAGCAGGAGGUUGGAGACGGAUUGCCAUUGAUCUUGCGUAAAGUUGUACCAGCUGAUAAUUCUUGUUUGUUCACUAGUUUGGGAUUUGUGUUGGGAGGUAAAAUUGAUUUGACUAGUGGUAAUUAUAUGCGUGAAGUAAUAGCUAAUGCAGUAAACAGUGACCAAGCAUAUUUUAGUGAUGCAGUACUUGGGAAAUCAAAUGCAGACUACUGCGAAUGGAUAAGAAAUCCAAAUUCGUGGGGCGGUGCUAUUGAAGUGUCUAUAUUGUCAAAUUUUUAUGGUAUAGAAAUAGAUGUAAUUGAUACUCAAAGUGGUUCUAUUAGUAAAUUUGGCGAAGACAAAAGCUAUCCUCAUCGAGCAUUUCUCAUUUAUGAUGGUAUUCAUUAUGAUCCAUUAUACUUGGAAUCCUCUAAUUUACUUCCUGGAGAUGUUAUUCAAACAUUAUACCCAACAAAUGAUGAUCGUAUGUUAGAAGCUGCUCAAAUGUUAGCUAAUGAAGCUAAAUCUAGUAGACAGUAUACAGAUGUUAAUCGAUUUACUUUAAAGUGCCUGGAUUGUGGUUGUAUUAUGAUUGGACAAUCGCAAGCACAAGAACAUGCCAAAUUGACUGCUCAUACAAAUUUCAAUGAAUAUUAAUACAUUUAUUUGCAAUACUAAAUAGCGUUCACCUAUUUGUUUUUAACUUUUAUUACAUUUUAGUUCAUAAAUUACAUUUUGAUUUGGUGUUGUUA